Messenger RNA from Oreochromis niloticus (Nile tilapia), 973 nucleotides. Its product is annotated as cationic trypsin. Gene Ontology annotation, molecular function: serine-type endopeptidase activity. The transcript has 6 exons. Gene Ontology annotation, biological process: proteolysis. The coding region runs from base 29 to 784 and encodes 251 amino acids. NCBI's taxonomy places the organism in Eukaryota, Metazoa, Chordata, Actinopteri, Cichliformes, Cichlidae. The record is from RefSeq and is a predicted model, not a curated record.
GAAGAUAGCAGUAAGGUCACUGACAGCAAUGGCUCAUCUUACUUUUCUUCUCCUUUUACUGUGGGUUGCUGUCACAGUGAGCACAGUGGUGGAUCUGCAAAAGAGAAUCUAUGGUGGGACUGACUGUAAUCAAAACGAGCGCCAAUACCAUGUCAGCCUGACAUUAUAUGCUGAUGGAAGUUGCAGUCACUGUGGUGGCUCUCUGAUUAGAAACCAGUGGAUUCUAACUGCAGCUCACUGCAAGAGUAGACCAAUGUUUGCAGUUGUAGGUGUGCAUGCAGGACAACGAAAUGUACAGAGAAUUGAAGAAAACAAUAUAAUCACCCAUCAACAUGAUGACAUCAUGCUUGUGAAGUUACCAAAUCCCACUGCUGGCAUUCCAACUGUUCCCUACUGCCCAAAUAUUAAUGAUGACCCAACAAUAGGUAAUAAUGUGCAGGUCGCUGGUCAUUCUACCCAUAUAAUAGAUCAACAAGGUUUCAUAGUUCCUGAUUUUCCAAGUAAUCUCAAAUGUGCAACAAUGGAUGUUGUCAACUGUGACAAUCCAUUUUGGAAUACAUUUUACCAGCAAAAUCCUUAUUUACCUCAUGUACCUCAACAAAAUAGGUUGUGUUUACAAAGACAUGGGGUGGAUGUUCGUCCUGGUGAUUCUGGUGGCGGAGUGAUACACAGGAAUAAUCUGUAUGGUGUAAUCGUUGCUACAGGUUUAAAUGUCUGUACUUGCCAAACUCUUUCCAUAAGGGUCUGUCCUUACAUGACCUGGAUAAAUCAGAAUGCUGUCUGAAAAUGAGUAAAUGUUUAUAAUAAACAAUUAACAGUGCAAGAAACUUGUGUUAUGUGUAUUCCUUCUACCGUAGAAUAUCUCUACAUGGUAAUUGCUAGCAUGUCGGUUCACACCGAGACUAGGUAAAGAGAAAAAAAAUGGUAGAAAACUGAGCUUUUAGUCUCACAUUGUGACUUUGGUCUAAAAUAU